Elephantulus edwardii (Cape elephant shrew) is the source of this 1707-nucleotide messenger RNA. RefSeq names its product phosphatase and actin regulator 3 (gene PHACTR3). The record is from RefSeq and is a predicted model, not a curated record. Bases 1 to 1707 code for a protein of 568 amino acids. Gene Ontology annotation, molecular function: actin binding. Gene Ontology annotation, biological process: actin cytoskeleton organization. The transcript is spliced from 13 exons. Lineage: Eukaryota; Metazoa; Chordata; Mammalia; Macroscelidea; Macroscelididae.
AUGGCCGACUCCGAGGACGGCAGCGGCUGCCUCGUGUCGCGGGGCCGCUCACAGAGUGACCCCAGCGUCCUCACCGACUCCUUGGCCACCUCCGCGGAAGCCAGUGACAACCCAGAUGAGAUGGACCCGGCACCCCCUGUCCGCUCCGAGUGCCUGAUCUCGGGGACCCGCACGCCCCCUGCGAGGAGGAACAGCAGGCUGGCCACCCUGGGCAGGAUCUUCAAGCCCUGGAAAUGGAGGAAAAAGAAAAACGAGAAGCUGAAGCAGACGACGUCUGCCUUGGAGAAGAAAAUGGCCGGCAGACAGGGUCGGGAGGAGCUCAUCAAGAAGGGCCUGCUGGAGAUGAUGGAGCAGGAUGCUGAGAGCAAAGCCAACCCCGGUGGGGGUCCCCGAGGCGUGCAGACCGAGCCGUCUCCCCCUCAGCAGGAAGUGCUGACGUCUGAGGCCACGCAGCCCGGAAGCCCCUUGGCCACUGGGACUGACCCCCCGCCCCUGGACGAGCAGUUGCCCGAGGACCCCCAACCGGAUGAUGCAGCCAAGUCACCUUCAGCAUCCAGUGGUGAGGGAGCGGGUGACAGCAGCCCAUUGUCCACCCUGGAUGAGCCCUCUCAAGCCUUAGCUGACUCCCUGGAGAGUCCUCUCAGACCCCUGGAGAGAUCUGUGGGCCAGCUGCCAAGCCCGCCACCGGUGCCCACCCCGCCACCCAAGGCCGGGUCCAAGUUUGUGAAGAACGUCACAGGCUCGACCACGCUCUUCCAAGGCUCUGGCCCAAAGACGACUGACCCUGCUCUGCGUGGCCAGCUCUCCACCCCCACGGGGUCCCCACACCUCACCACCGUCCACAGGCCGCUGCCCCCCAGCCGAGUCAUUGAGGAGCUGCAUAGGGCGCUGGCCACCAAGCACCGACAGGACAGCUUUCAGGGAAGGGAAAACAAAGGUUCCCCAAAGAAGCGUGCAGAAGCCCGCCUGUCGAGGACGUCCAGCGUGGAGCGGGGCAAGGAGAAGGAGGAGGCCUGGGCCUCCGACGGGGCCACUGAGGGCAGGCGGACCUCGGUCAAGGAGUGCGAGGAAAACAAGGAGAACCUGCUAGUGGACCCCGAGCUCCAGGAUGACCUGCUGUUGUACCAGGACGAGGAGGCGCUCAACGACUCCAUCAUCUCUGGGACACUGCCCAGGAAGUGUAAGAAGGAGCUGCUGGCCGUGAAGCUGAGGAACCGGCCGAGCAAGCAGGAGCUGGAGGACCGCAACAUCUUCCCCCGGAGGACAGACGAGGAGCGCCAGGAGAUCCGGCAGCAGAUCGAGAUGAAGUUGUCCAAACGGCUGAGCCAGAGACCCGCCGUGGAGGAGCUGGAGCGGAGGAACAUCCUCAAACAAAGGAACGACCAGACGGAGCAGGAGGAACGGAGAGAAAUCAAGCAGCGGCUGACCAGAAAGCUCAACCAGAGGCCGACUGUUGACGAGCUGAGAGACAGGAAAAUCCUGAUUCGAUUCAGUGACUACGUGGAGGUGGCGAAAGCCCAGGACUAUGACCGGAGGGCAGACAAGCCCUGGACGCGGCUGUCGGCAGCAGACAAGGCAGCUAUCCGGAAAGAGCUGAACGAAUACAAGAGUAACGAGAUGGAGGUUCAUGCGUCCAGCAAGCACCUGACAAGGUUGGAACGUGGGUGCACGGGCUGCACCCAAGGCCUCCGACGUGUGGACGUGUGA